AUGACACACCGAUCUGAAUGGCAGAAGGCCCUAUGGUUCGAACAAGACUACCCAGAUAAUUACAUUCCACCUAAAACGUUCCUAUCGUCUCUCAGAAGAAAUCCCAAUUUUAAGCCAUACGAAUAUUGGCCACUCGUCUUCUUGACGUCGUCCAUCACACAGCAUAUGUGUUCAGUGGCUCUGUUUCUCACAGUAUUUGUCAGGCUCAAAGAACAGACUUUGGAUGCGAGGACUUUGCUAUGGGCAACCAUAUGCGGCUCCGCCUUCACCCAUGUGUUUUUUCAGUUGCUGAGCCGCGCUCAUACAUCUUGUCGCAAUCCAUACCCAGAUAAGGCCAAGCUGUUUACUUCGUCGUUCCGUGUCUUUCUUGUUCUGCUAAGCUUGACCCCAGUACUCCGGGGUCUGGCUGCCGCUGCCUCGUCCGACUCUGCACGGAUAUUAGCUGUGCUUCUCUUUGCCUUAAACACACUCCUCGCUGACUACACCACAUUCAACCCAAGCGAGACUAGUGACGGACUGGCCUCGUUACUUUCCCUAAAUGCAGCUAUUGGAUCAUCUACUCUACUGGCAUCACGCUUACGUGAUGAUCUCGCCGUAUUCUCGCUUGUUUUCUUUUCUGUCCAACUGUUUAGUCUCUUUCCGAGGCUUCGACGUCAGCUGCAGGCAUGUUUCAUUAUCAGCUUGACUAUCAUCGAUUUUCUACUAAACUUUCAACAGGUACUCUCCAAUACCAUCCGUCUAUCAUUAACAGCAGCCUUGGCGAUCUCAUCAAUUGCUUCCAUGGUGUCCCUUUCAAUGAAGGCGGCGUGUGUAUACGCUAUGAUUUUGUUCGCAGUCACCUUCUUAUCUCCGGGCUUAUUGGUCUGGGCGCAGAAGUACAAGAACGAAAUCAGAGGGCCUUGGGAUGUAGCGAUCCCAAAAAUUAAUUAGCGAAUGGAUACUUCUUCGAGUACAGUUAUAUGUAUGAAGUCUAUAUUAAGAUGAUUGUACCAUAAACAU
Coniophora puteana RWD-64-598 SS2 is the source of this 999-nucleotide messenger RNA. RefSeq names its product GPI2-domain-containing protein. The transcript is spliced from 5 exons. The record is from RefSeq and is a predicted model, not a curated record. Bases 1 to 930 code for a protein of 309 amino acids. Gene Ontology annotation, cellular component: glycosylphosphatidylinositol-N-acetylglucosaminyltransferase (GPI-GnT) complex; membrane. Gene Ontology annotation, biological process: GPI anchor biosynthetic process. NCBI's taxonomy places the organism in Eukaryota, Fungi, Basidiomycota, Agaricomycetes, Boletales, Coniophoraceae.